AUGCGUUCCUCGGAAUUGGAUGAAGAUUUUCGAUGCAAGCAAGGUGCCCCACAAAAAGCAAUUAAGAAGAGUGGCAUUUUGAGUCAUGCAACUCAAGUUUACACCUGUAAGAUAUUCAAUUUAUUUGAAAAUCAAUUUCUUGAUAGUCUUGCAAUGGUUUGGGAUCAAGUUGAUUGCCAAGAUACAAUUGGUGUUUUUGAGGUCAAAGAAGAAAAUAGUGAAAGAGUACGCAUUGUCCGGUUUGAUCGUCUUAAUAACAAUAUUUCUUGUUCUUGUAAGAAAUUUGAGUCAUUGGGGAUUCUUUGUUGUCAUGCAUUGCGGGUUUUUAGUAUAAAAAAUUUAACUAGAAUUCCAAGUCAAUACAUUUUGAAACGUUGGACAAAAGAGGCUAAGAAGGGGAUGAUAACUUAUGAACAAGACAAUCAUUCACUUAGUAAUGAUAAAGAGGCAAAGAUAGUAUGGCGUAAUAGCAUGAUGCGAAUAGCUAAUACAAUCAUAUCUAAAAGUCAAGGGGAGGAUAGCCUUAAGAGAAUUUUCCAAAAAUUGCUAUUGGAACUUGAUGAAAAAAUUGAAAGGGAGUUAUCAAGGGUCAAGUUUGGUGUAGAUGCAAAUGUGGAAGAGAAUGAAGUCAUACAAUGUGACACCACUGAUGAAAUGCCUUGCUUGCCAAAUGAGGUGUUAGUGUUAAAUCCCCCAUGUGUGAGAUCAAAAGGUUUAAGAAAUACUAGACUUAAAGGGCACUUUGAGAAGCGCAAGGCAAACACAUCUAAAGAUGCAUCUUCUUCAAGUGAGUAA
This is a messenger RNA of Quercus robur (English oak), 795 nucleotides long. Its product is annotated as protein FAR1-RELATED SEQUENCE 5-like. Gene Ontology annotation, biological process: regulation of DNA-templated transcription. NCBI's taxonomy places the organism in Eukaryota, Viridiplantae, Streptophyta, Magnoliopsida, Fagales, Fagaceae. Gene Ontology annotation, molecular function: zinc ion binding. The record is from RefSeq and is a predicted model, not a curated record. The coding region runs from base 1 to 795 and encodes 264 amino acids. The transcript has a single exon.